Macroventuria anomochaeta is the source of this 854-nucleotide messenger RNA. RefSeq lists its product as uncharacterized. The record is from RefSeq and is a predicted model, not a curated record. Lineage: Eukaryota; Fungi; Ascomycota; Dothideomycetes; Pleosporales; Didymellaceae. The transcript is spliced from 2 exons. Gene Ontology annotation, cellular component: RNA polymerase I upstream activating factor complex. Gene Ontology annotation, molecular function: rDNA binding; RNA polymerase I general transcription initiation factor activity. The coding region runs from base 237 to 608 and encodes 123 amino acids. Gene Ontology annotation, biological process: nucleolar large rRNA transcription by RNA polymerase I; transcription initiation at RNA polymerase I promoter.
GGGAUGAUUUGGAAUAUUACAUGGUAAAUGGAAGAGAUAGGAAUGGAGAUGGUGUGAGAUGGAAGCACAAGCAUGAGUAUGAGAGUGACCAGUUGCCGGAUUUCAUGAUGUACAAUGCGGGGACGCAGGUCGAGGAAAGAACGGUUGUAAUUGUUUGAUACACAUCAAGGCUGAGCACAUUCCGCCAAACAAACAGAACGACCCUCUCCUUCAAUACUUCACCCGCAGAUUACGACAUGGACUGGCAAAGAGCAGGCGAUUCUGUUGCAGCUCUCGAACGACUUGGCAAAGACGACGUUGCAGGCAUAGCGCAGACUGUUGGCACCAAUAGCAUUCCGGAGACUCACGAGCUGCUGCUUCUGCUGAACGAUGCCGCUACGAAGAAAGGCGACGUGGGUCUGACGUUGCGAGACGUGCCUGCAGCAAUCGAAGUCGGCCAAGAGUGCAACGAGGAGCUCGACGUCAUAGCCGAAGCUCUGGCGUGGUGUCAAGAACAGUGGGACGUGGUCGAGGAGCAGAAGCGCUACAGCGACUACUGGCUGAUCACUCCUGCCAUUGCUGAGGACAUCGAGAAUGGACAUCGAGAAUGCUAUCAAUGGUCCAUCUAGAGCUCCGUCGACCCGUCUAACCACGCCUGCUGAACCUGGCACUCCACGCACAGGCCCCGGUAUUGCCGGCUCCUGCGAGCGCUGCAAGCACCACAAAAUCCGCUACGACCGAAAGGCUCCCUGCACCAACUAUGCUCGCAUGAAGAAGAAGGUCGUGCGCGAGUACAAGCCGUCUAAGCGGAGUUAUCGCUCAGUCGACCUCAUGCCGCAGUCACCCAAGGUGGAGGAAGAAUAUAUCCAACCAGC